Loxodonta africana (African savanna elephant) is the source of this 797-nucleotide messenger RNA. It is a transcript of the gene C4H12orf57, whose product is annotated as chromosome 4 C12orf57 homolog. The record is from RefSeq and is a predicted model, not a curated record. Gene Ontology annotation, biological process: post-embryonic development. NCBI's taxonomy places the organism in Eukaryota, Metazoa, Chordata, Mammalia, Proboscidea, Elephantidae. The coding region runs from base 329 to 709 and encodes 126 amino acids. The transcript is spliced from 3 exons.
CUCUUUUAGAAUUUGUCUAGUAGGUUUUCUAGUUUUUCUGGAAGACCCUUCAUAUGUGUUGUUUUCAAGAAUAGACAGGUUUAUUUAGGUGGGUGUGGUUUUUGUUUGUUAGUCUUGCUGCUUUAAGAUAUAAAACUCGUUCUGGUUAUUUAGUUUUCCUGGAAGAUUCGCGAACUGGGCCAUUAAAACUACGCCGUAGCGGCUUCCGGCUGCGGCUGAUGCUGCUUCCCAUCCGCCCCCCACCGGCCUUACGAGCAGCUGUAGGAGGUGGCUUUUUCUUGCGGAGCAUUCCCGCGGCUUCGCAGCACGUGCGGUUUUUUAGUUCUAUAUGGCGUCUGCCUCGGCCCAACCCGCGGCCCUGAGCGCCGAACAGGCCAAGGUGGUGUUGGCCGAGGUCAUCCAGGCGUUCUCGGCCCCGGAGAAUGCCGUGCGCAUGGACGAAGCUCGGGACAACGCGUGCAACGACAUGGGCAAGAUGCUGCAAUUUGUUCUGCCCGUGGCUACGCAGAUCCAGCAGGAGGUCAUCAAAGCCUAUGGCUUCAGCUGCGACGGGGAAGGUGUCCUUAAGUUUGCCCGCUUGGUGAAGUCCUACGAAGCCCAGGAUCCUGAGAUUGCCAGCCUCUCAGGCAAGCUGAAGGCUCUGUUCCUGCCGCCGAUGACGCUGCCACCCCAUGGGCCUGCUCCCGGUGGCAGCGUGGCUGCCUCCUGAGGGGCUUGGCCCUCCCCUGUGCCCUGUGCUGAUUCGGGAGUGGAAGACCUUAGCUUCCCAGAGGAUAAUAAAUGUGCCUGUGACUUGG